Dreissena polymorpha is the source of this 5562-nucleotide messenger RNA. RefSeq lists its product as uncharacterized. The record is from RefSeq and is a predicted model, not a curated record. Gene Ontology annotation, molecular function: lipid binding. Bases 208 to 2238 code for a protein of 676 amino acids. Lineage: Eukaryota; Metazoa; Mollusca; Bivalvia; Myida; Dreissenidae. The transcript is spliced from 16 exons.
UCCAGAGUAUGCUGUUUCAAACUUCCGCGUAGUUCGUAAUGCAAGUGGGAAUUUCCCGUGUGUUUACCUGAUUGAAUAUCAUCUGACGCAUAAGUAGACCGUUUUAUGACAGUGGUUUUCGUUUGCGAUUUGUUUUUCAACUUUGUUCUUGCUUUCUCUUUCAUGGAUUCACAUUGAACGGUAUGAAACAUCACAUCACUAGCAAACAUGGACUUAAAAGCAGUAUGUAUGCUGUUGCUACUGACAACGGUGAAGGAAGCCAGAGGCCAAACCAAUGCCGGUCUAAAGCUGACGGUUACUAAGGAGAUAUUGGACAAAGUGAACGCCAUGGAGCUUCAACGCCUGCAGACACUUCUGACCACGGUUAAGCUAGACGAUGCCUAUGACGAUGGGGGAGACUUCUCCUGGAGGAUCUCAGGUAUUCAAAUAUCCAGUGCGGGGACGCUAAGUUCUAGUGUGCAGUUACGGACCGGAAGUUUCAGCUGGUCCCUUCAGAUCAGCAGCCUUGAGAUAAACGCCAACUGGAAAAUGAAAUAUGAUCCAGGCCGCUGGCUCCCCACAGUGAGGGAUAGCGGCAGGCUAUCUACCAGCGUACGUCAGUCCGGGAUCACUUUAACCGUUCAGCCGGUUGUUGAGACCGAAAGUCUACAAGUGAACCUGCAGGACUGCUCCGCCUCUCUUUCCGGUCUGGAGGUCUCCUUUGGUGGAAGUAUCCUCAGUCGCUUCUAUGAGUUGGUCGCAAAUGCUUUCGAAGGCGACAUUCGGCGACAACUGGAAAGAGCGAUCUGCAAAUCGAUUACCAGAUCCAUGGGAGACGUGCGCAAGACGCUGACCGAUGUGCAAACAACCUCGAACGUGCAUGUGUUCAAUACUGAUUUCACUGUGGACUAUGGUGUUGCAGCCGUUGAAGUGACCAGCGAUCAUAUAGCAACCUUCCAUAAGGGGACCGUCAUCUUUGCUGGACAAACGUUUCCAGUUCAUGUGACCCCUUUUAUACAAGCCAUGCCUACAUCAGGUGUGAGUUUCGAUCUGGCGGAGGAAUUUUUCAACAACGUCUUGACGACUGCCUUAAAAAAUAAUUUCUCAGACGCGUUUGCCGACUACGCGAAGGUUAAACGCAAGAACCUGAAGUUUAUGUACCUGACGUGUGACAACGCCUUCUGUCUUGGUCGUCUGCUACCGCAGGCGAAGGACCGGUGGCCAGAAAGGGUGGUGGGUGUACGUGUGUAUGUGAGUGACUCGAACCUGUCACUUGACACUCUGGGAGCGACCCUGAACAUCCGGGGCCGCUUCAAUUUUUCCGCUGAAAGCGCCACCGAAGCGGAUCCGAUGUUCUCCGCCAUCUUUGACUUUGCGUUGCCAGUACAAGUAAAAUUCUUCAACGGUUUUAUUUCUGCUAAGCUUGCAAAUGCUAGCGGACAGAUUGUUAUAGACCAGUCACAUAUUGGGAAGAUUCUGAUUCCUGGACUGCGAAAUCUCUUUGACGUUAUGACACCGAAUUUUACUCGACUUGGUGUGGAGACCUUGAACUCGUCCCCGGUGUCCACUGAACUGAAACUUCCGAAAGACGUCAUGUUUCAAACCAGCAGUGUACAGCUGUUUCCGAAAAAGCUACGUGUAAACGCAGACCUCUGUCAGAAAGGUACGUCCGGUUGCUCCUAUUCCGCCAAGGACGAAUGGGUGGGCAGAAGCGACGGUGGAGCGAUUAGUGUUGUUGACACUAUAACCACCACCACAAGUACAACCACAACAACCACUACCAUACAAACACCAACCACGACAAUCACAACCACUACAAUCCGGCAAACCGCCAUAACCACGACCACUACAACGCCGAGGACAAGUACGACGCAGAAGCAAACAGAAGCACCGACGACCAAACCUGCAACCAAAUCAACAGAACCAACAUCGAAGCCAGUUACGGUCAAACCACCCGAACCUUCUACAGAAAACGCCCAAGCCACAAAUUAUGCACCCAUGUCCUCACCGAUUAUUACCACGUCGAUAAACAAACAUGAUCAAACACCUGAUACGGUUUUGAGAUACAACGGUACGCAUAAUACAAAUAACUCGACGCGCCGCCUUAUCGUUGAUUUAUCUAUCGGAAAGAAAUCGGCCAACAGCCCGCUAACUUCAACCAAGAACCCGGCUAAAACGAACGGAGCCCGUGCUAUGAACAUGGCCUUGCUUUUGCUACUCGUGUGCAUUGUUUUGUCGAAAUUCAAAAACUUUAUUUAAAACUGCGAAAUCACUUAUUUCAGUUCGCUUGAAAACACAAAAGAACGUUUCAUUCGGCUGAAAUCAACAAAAUAUAUGUUAAAAGCAGGAAUUCUUGACAUAGUGUAUACUCCUUUAAAUUUGUUAAAUACUCAACUUAUAUACGACUGAUAUUUACUGGUAUUUAAUUGCCAUUAUUAAACAGUUCAAAAUACUGAAUACUGUCUAUAGAUGUUCUGUAUGUGUGCUAUAUCUAUCAUAUGUGCUCGAUCCAUCACAUACGUAUAUUGUAUAUAUCAUAUGUGCUCGAUUCAUCACAUACGUGUGUUUUAUAUAUCAUAUAUGCUCGAUUCAUCACAUCCAUGUGUUGUAUAUAUCAUAUAUGCUCGAUUUAUCAUAUAUGUGUGAAUGUGUGUUGCAUCUAUCAUAUGUGCUCGAUUCAUCUCAUACGUAUAUUGAAUCUAUCAUAUUUCCUCAAUUAAUCACAUAGGUGUGUUGUAUCUAUCAUAUUAGCUCGAUUCAUCACAUCCAUGUGUUGCAUCUAUCAUAUAUGCUCGAUUCAUCAUAUAUGUGGGUAUGUGUGUUGUAUACAUCAUAUGUGCUCGAUUCAUCUCAUACGUAUAUUAUAUCUUUCAUAUUAGCUCGAUUCAUCACAUAUGUAUGUUGUAUCUAUCAAAUGGCUCAAUUAAACACAUACGUGUAUUGUAUCUAUCAUAUGUGCUCGAUUCAUCACAUACGUAAGCUGUAUCUAUCAUAUAUGCUCGUUCAUCGCAUACGUGUGUUGUAUCUAUCAUAUGUGCUCGAUUCAUCACAUAUGCGUGUUGUAUCUAUCGUAUAUGCUCGAUUCAUCACAUACGUGUGUUGUAUCUACCAUAUGUGCUUGAUUUACCACAUACGUGUGUUUUAUCUAUCAUAUGUACUCGAUUCAUCACAUACGUGUGUUGUAUCUAAAAUAUGUGCUUGAUUCACCACAUACGUGUGUUGUAUCAAUCAUUUGUGCUCGAUUCAUCACAUACCUGUGUUGUAUCUAUCAUAUGUGCUUGAUUCACCACAUACGUGUGUUGUAUCUAUAAUGUGCUUGAUUCACCACAUACGUGUGUUGUUUCUAUCAUUUGUACUCGAUUCAUCACAUACGUGUGUUGAAUCUAUAAUAUGUGCCUGAUUCACCACAUACGUGUGUUGUAUCUAUCAAAUGUGCUCGAUUCAUCACAUACGUGUAUUGUAUCUACCAUAUGUGCUUGCUUUACCACAUACGUGUGUUGUAUCUAUCAUAUGUGCUCGAUUCAUCACAUAUGCAUGUUUUAUCAAUCAUAUGUGCGCGAUUCAUCACAUAUGUGUGUUGUAUCCAUCAUAUGGGCUUGAUUCAUCAUAUAUGUGUGUUGUAUCUAUAAUAUGUGUUUGAUUCAUCUCAUACCUGUGUUGCAUCUAUCAUAUGUGCUCGAUUCACCGCAUACGUGUGUUUUAUCUAUCAUAUGUGCUCGAUUCAUCACAUAUGCAUGUUUUAUCUAUCAUAUGUGCUCGAUUCAUCACAUAUGUGUGUUGUAUUCAUCAUAUGGGCUUGAUUCAUCAUAUAUGUGUGUUGUAUAUAUUAAAAAAAGGUGUAUUUGAUUCAUCACACACCUGUGUUGUAUCUAUCAUAUAUGCUUGAUUCAUCACAUACCUGUGUUGUAUCUAUCAUUUUUACUCGAUUCAUCACAUACAUGUGCUGUAUCUAUAAUAUGUGCUUGAUUCACCACAUACGUGUGUUGUAUCUAUCAUAUGUAGAUAGAUUCUUUAUUUCCUCCAUUCAUGGAGAGCUUAACACAUUUACAACAAGUAUUUACAUCAUUAAUGUAUACAAUAGAUAAUAAUAUGUGUAUAUUAAUAUAUGUACAUGCAUAUCAACAACAAUAGAGAGACGAUUUUAUAAUUAGACACUCACAAACUAACAAACUAGUCUCAGCAAUAGGAUUGCUAAUUGAUUAUUCAGGCGAUUGUCAUCUGUAGUUGAUAGCGUCAUUUGAAACAACGUUACGAUUUGUUCUAAUGGUGUCUUUCGUAUUAAUUUAAUAAAACACUGAAACCCCUUUUGGUAAAUGACAGCAUCUCAAAGUGAUUCACGUAACAGUUCCCUUCUCGAACAAAAACACACUGAAUGAAGUAUUUCGAUUCAUCACAAGCGUGUGUUGUAUCUACCAUAUGUGCUUGAUUUCCCACAUACGUGUGUUGUAUCUAUCAUAUGUGCUCGAUUCAUCACAUAUGCAUCUUUUAUCUAUCUUAUUUGCUCGAUUCAUCACAUACGUGUAUUGUUUCUAUCAUAUGUGAUUAAUUAAGCACAUACGUAUGUUGUAUAUGUCAUAUGUGCUCGAUUCAUCUUGUACGUAUGAUGAUGCUAUCAUAUGUGCUCGAUUCAUCAUAUAUUUACGUUGUAUCUAUCAUAUGUGCUCGUCUUAUCACAUACGUAUGUUGUAUCUAUCAUAUGUGCACCAUUCAUCACAUAUGCGUGUUGGAUCUUUCAAUGACAUAUGUCAUCGAUCUGCAUUAAAUAUAAAUUAUUGUUAGACAUCGCUUACAAGUUUGUUAUUAGUAGUCAAUGUUAUCACAUUUUCAUCGUUAUCUAUUCCUUAGCGUAGACGAUAUGUAGAUUUUAUCAUCGCUCGAACUCCUAUCGUUGAAUGACAUGCCCGUUUAAAUGAUCUUCCACAAAUAUAUACUACGCAGCAAUUUGCUCUUGUUAUCAAAUCGUUGGUAUAAAUGUAUGUAUUUAAUCUCAACUUACUUAUAUAUUUAAAAACCCAUAAGCACUAAAAAUCAACGAAUAUUUGGUAAACUAUCCCGAAAAAUAAGGUUAACAUAAAAAUGUUCUUUAUAGCAAUAGCCGAAAUUUCAACGCUACAUGUGGUCUGGAAACAAAGAUUUCACACCAUACAAAACGUCUUUUUUGUGGGACAAUAUAUUCAACACAUGUGCGUUUUCCAUAUUAGCUUUCGUGUGUCGUAUGAAUGUAUAUCUAUGCUGGAAAUUAACAUGGAAAAUAUUGUGCCACAAACAAUAAAAAACGAGCAUUUUGUAUCUCGUUAAAUUUAUGUUAGAAUACCACAUCUAGCGUUGAAAUGUUGGCUUUUUCUGUAAUGAACACUAAUUUUUUAAGGGUUAACUUUAUUUUGCUAAAUAUUUUGCGAAAUAUUCGUUGAUUUUGAGUUUUUAUGUUACUUUCAAGUUCACAAUAUGGUGCAUGGUUCAAGGACUGGGCUUUCAGAUUAUUAAAUGUACGAAAGUCAUCUGAAUUGAACACAAAUUGCACUUGAACGAUCGCAGAAUAUAUAACGUAUGUUUGUAAAAUAAGACAUUAAAAAUGUAAUGCAA